AUAUGGCUGACCCGUGUGAAUCAUGGGAAGGACGUCGCCAAAAAUAUCACAUAUAAUCUUUGCGUUUAUGUCUAAUCAUACGAAUUUUUACAUACUGUUUAUAUCACAUUACUAAAGAAAGGUUAAUUUUAUGGUAACCAAUCAUUCUAUUAGCCAAUAUGUUUGUGUUAAAGUAGUGCAGUUUUGCCGACGUAUCCACAAAUUUUGAAAAUUCAAAAUGUCUUUCUUUACUUUGCCAAAUUUGAAAGAUGUUAGUGGUCAAAAUCAGCUCAAUAUCACCACGAACGACGUUGAAACUCAACCGGAAGACAGCACAGAUAAAACUGCAAAGGCAAAGCAGAAUUUAAAGUUAUUCAAUCAGUUUUGCAGUACGGUUACCCCUUUUCUGACUGGUAAUGAAGAAAUGGUUGGAUUCCUUCAGAAAAGAUUCCAUGCAGCGAGUGAUAUGUUUAAAGCUUCUGAAGACCUCCAAAACCUUCUCAACACAACCCUUAUGAAAAUACUCAAGGACAAAAAUAAUGUUUUUGUGCACAUAAGAGACUUAAAUAACGAGUUUAAGGCAUACAGAGGAAGUAAAGUGCAUAAAAAGAGACGAUGUGGCCAUGGGGAUGGUAGUGGUACAGAUAGUAGUUGCAUUGAAGCAUCUGAUGAAAAGAAACGCCGAAUCAAUGGCAAGCAAAAUGGUGAUUUUGGCUUAUCUGAAACCUCGGAUUCCACAUAUAUAUCAGACAUUUCUGUAUCAACACAUCUGAAACAAAAUCAUUCAAAACAAAAAGAUAAUAGCUCAAGAACUAAUAGCCCAAUUUUGGAACUAACCCCUACAAGAGAAAUAACUAACAAAACUUUACAUAGACUAACCAUAUUUGAAGCUGAGGAGACGACAUCGGAUCCUGAUUCAAAACGAACUCCAAAAACGAUCCUGAAUGGCUCUAGGAGUGAUUCAGAAACCCCUCAGUCAACUGGUGCCUCAAGGAUAUUCAACAAAAAUACAAGUAUCAAAUUACAUAAUAUUGGUGCUGCUGGUCGGAAAGACCCUGAGGAAUGGACUGACCCUGGGGAAGGAUGUUCAGGUCUAGCUGAUACAAAUAAGCCUGAUGAUCAUGAGGAUCUCUUAAAUGAUGCCAAGGUUGCUUUGGAAGAUGAUCCAGAACAAAGUCAAAGUGAAGGUGAAGGACGUAGAAAAGAAAAGAAGAAAGGUUCAGCUAAGCAGCUGAAAAAACUUGAAGAUCUCUUAGAAAAAAUUAGCAAGAAAAUACAAGCCCUCAGCGAACAAGAAUUAGAUUUUAGCGAUUUGGAUCAUGAAGAUUCAACAUACCUCCAAGAGGAAAAAUUAAAACGGCACUUCAUGAAGAUCUGGAAGCGAAUAUGUCAGUUGAAAGAAAGGAGUGAUGCAACAGGCCGUCUCACAGAGACAAAGUUCAAAUUUGAAGGAACCAGGUAUCCUGAUAUUAAUAAGAGAAUUGAACGCUUCAUCAACAAAACCAGACAGUUCCCUGAUUAUCAUGAUAUCCGGAAAGAAAUCAUGAAAACCAAUCAAAAGAAAGGACUUAAAUUAGGAAAAAGAAGCAUAGAUGAGCUGUCAAAGGAAGCAUUUAUCGAAGUUGGCAACAGUCUUCAGAGUCGACGCAAAGAUGACUUUGUCAAAGAUUUCGGAUGUCACAUGACUGAUACAUACAGAGAAUUUGACGACCCUGCACUGUAUGACCGUGAUCUGAAGAGGAAGUUAGAACAAAACAAACACAUUGGACACAAUAGACUAGAAGCUGUAAUAUCAAAGUUCACUUACAAACAAGAGGUAGAUGGAGACAGUACAGCCGAUACGGAUGAAUCUGAGUCAGAACUCCCAGCCAAUCAGAGUGGAGCAGAAUCAACCAAUGAGGAGGCAAAUGGCAAAAAAGAUUCAUCUCGGACCCCUAGUCCAUUAUCGCCAAAUUCACAGUCGCAAGAGCUGCCUGAAAUGCUGGUUUUGUCCGAUGAUAAUAGUGACAAAGAGCAAACUGGACCUGAAGACAAAAGUUUAAAUUCAAAACCAACCCCUAAGAAUAUAACAUCUAUGCACUCAGAUACAACAGUUAUUGAGGAUAAUAACAGACACAAAUCUAAUUAUGAAACUCCAAAGAUGCCACGGAGAAUAAAAGUCUCUGAUCUUAAAAGUGGAAGCCCCAGAGAUAAAUCAGAACCUAAACCUAAAUCAGACAAGCAUUCAUCCCCAGGAAUUAAACCUAUCACAUCCAAUGAUACAACAACCCCUAACAUUAAAUCUACAAACCCUAUGAGUGAUACAACCCUUGAUGCUAAAUUUGUGAACCCCACAGUUGAUACAACCCUUGAUGUUAAAUCUGUAAACCCCACAGUUGAUACAACCAUUGAUGUUAAAUCUGUAAACCCCACAGAUGAUACAACCCUUGAUGUUAAAUCUGUAAACCCAACAGAUGAUGUUGAAUCUGACAAUGAGAUUACCAUAGUAAUUGAUGAUGAACUGCCUGAAAUUUGUGUAACUCCAAGAGACCGGACUCCUGUGGAUAUCCACAAACAAAAUAGGCACAAACGUAAACCAGAAACAAUCUUUGAUAGUCAAGAUAGUCAGGAGUCUCAGGAAAGUGACAUUGCUAUGCAAGAAAAUGAUUGGGAUUUAUUAGAAGAUCCUACAUCUGCUGAGUACAGAGAAUCAAGUAGUCAAGAAAUUCUAAAUGAUACCACCAAUCUUGACUCUGAUAUUGAAUUAGAGGAAACGCCUAUGGAUACAUGUGAUGCCCAGAAAGAUAGUGAUGUAUGUAUAAAAAGUGAAACCUCUGGAAGUGUUCACAUUAUUGGAGUAAAAGUCAUCAGUAAUAAUGAUGACGUCAUAAAGGAAAGAAAAAAAACUGAAAAAGAUGCUCCAUCUGAAAUUAUCAGAUCUCCAGGAAAGAAAAUCCGAAAAUCAGUUUACAAACCAAGUCCAUCAAAACUGAAAUUAAAAGUAUCCAAAUCGUUUGCAGAACGAACGAAAAAAAUUAUUAUUGCAACACAAAAUAAAUCUGCCCCUACAAGUGAUGAAGAAGAUCCUACAGAAGGUAAAGCUAACAAUGGUAAUUUCAAUGAAGCUGCUACUUCAGAAGAUGAAGCUAGUCCUAAUCUGUUUGAGGACCAAGACAUAGAUUCCAAUCCAGAGUCUUCUAAACCUCUAAAUUUUCAAAAUGAUAACAAUGUUAAAUUAGACACUAAAUCAAAGCAGAAAAUUGAUGCUUCUGAAGAUUCUGAACCUAUAACUUUGGAAAUAGAUGAUGAGGAUGAUGUGAAUGAACCUGAGGUCAAGAAAAAAGAAAAGAUCAGUGAUGAAUCUGAUACCAGCCUUGAUGAUGAAAUAAAAUCUAAAAUGGAGGUUGCAAAUGUUAUAUUUGAAGAAAUAAAAGAAAAACUAAAUGGUGUACAGAAUGUUGAUUCUGACAGGCUAUCGCCCAAAUCAGAAGGAGUCAGUAAUGGUCCAAACCAAAAAAGCACCAAGGAGCAAUCUCCAGAUAUUUUCUCCUCCAAUUCUGAAGAUUCACAAAAUCCUACCUCAACGGAAGUUCAAAAGAAAAGCAGGCGGUUUGCUAAACUUGACAGACCUAGCACUAAAAAGCGAAAUACUGGCCGUCAAAGUAUAGAAAUUAUUGACGAUGAAGAUGAAGAAAAGGAAGUUUCAUACUCAGAGUAUGAAACUGAUUUUAGCUCAAUUAUAGACUCUCAAUCUCAGGAUUUGAUUUCAUCGCCCUUAAAACAUUCUACACCUUCCAAACCUUUUAACAGAACUACUAAAGUUCAUAACUCAGGAGGCAAGCAUUCCAAUCCCAAAAUCAAGACUGUUCAGAACUCUGGAUUAACCAAUCAGAUCAAAACCAGUACAAAAAAUACUUCCACAACGAUUGGCAAAUUUGUUACAAUCGACCACUAUGCCGCAUCAAGGGAUAAAAUUGUUGCACCUCUCAAUGCUGCAACAAAUGCAAUGGGAUCAAAGUUGACCAAACCAAUAUCAGUUGCAACAAAUCAUAAGAAUUCUCAAUCACAAAGAUCGCCCCAAUUUUCCCCGGGGCUAAAAAUUGAGUCAUAUAGAUCAUUGUCAACCAACGAUGAAGUUACUGUACGCAAACCUAAAGUAAACCAACCACAAACUAAAUCUGAUCACAAACCUAAACAUCAACCACAAACUAAAUCUGAUCAGACAAAAUCUGGAGAUAUUAUUGUUUUAGAUUAA
This is a messenger RNA of Owenia fusiformis, 4213 nucleotides long. Lineage: Eukaryota; Metazoa; Annelida; Polychaeta; Sabellida; Oweniidae. The record is from the annotation of a GenBank genome assembly.